Messenger RNA from Carcharodon carcharias (great white shark), 1627 nucleotides. It is a transcript of the gene mrpl19, whose product is annotated as mitochondrial ribosomal protein L19. Gene Ontology annotation, cellular component: mitochondrial large ribosomal subunit; ribosome. Lineage: Eukaryota; Metazoa; Chordata; Chondrichthyes; Lamniformes; Lamnidae. The record is from RefSeq and is a predicted model, not a curated record. Bases 43 to 879 code for a protein of 278 amino acids. Gene Ontology annotation, molecular function: structural constituent of ribosome. Gene Ontology annotation, biological process: translation. The transcript has 6 exons.
CUCGGUUUCUCCGAGUUUGCGCAGUGGAGAGUUGAGACUAAGAUGGCGGCAGUUGAAGCGUUUGUUCUGGGGUCGCGAGCCAUCACCGCCAGCAAACGACUUCUGUUUUCACCAAUAAGGCUUUUGAGUUCCUCAACAGGCGAUGAUAAAUCUUCAAAAUUUCAGCCUCCACCAAAACCUGUUAUUAUAGACAAAACACAGUCUGUGACAACACAAAGAAGGUUUGUAAGCCCUGAGUUCAUAAUGCGAAGAUGCAGAACAAAUCCCCUAAAAUUCAGCAUAGAGAGAAAGGAUAUGGCUCAGAGACGAAAAGUGCUGAAUAUACCAGAAUUCUACGUAGGAAGUAUCCUUGCUGUUAGUAUGGCAGACACAAAUGCUAAUAGCAAAGUCAACAAAUUUGUUGGAAUCUGUAUCCAAAGAUCAGGAAAAGGAUUAGGGGCUACUUUUGUCCUUAGAAAUAUCAUAGAUGGACAAGGUGUUGAGAUCUGCUAUGAUGUGUAUAGUCCUCGAAUUCAGCAGAUUGAAGUGCUGAAGCUGGAAAAGAGACUGGAUGAUAACUUAAUGUAUCUACGUGAUGCUUUACCAGAGUACAGCACUUUUGAUUUUAACAUGAAACCUGUACCUUACCCUACUCAUUCUGAGGUCCCUAUCAAUUUGCUGAAAGUAAAAAUGAAACCAAAACCAUGGUCAAAACGUUGGGAACGUCCACAGUUCAAGGUGCAGGGUAUACGGUUUGAUCUGUCUCUCACAGAAGAACAAAUGGAGGAAGCCAAAAAGCACGAUAGACCCUGGCUUGAAUAUGAUAUGAUGAGAGAAUAUGAUACAUCUAAAAUUGAGAAAAACAUGGAGCUAUAUUUACAAAAUGAGCUGAAUAAAUGACACUUCUAGGGUGUGUUUAUGUGCAUAGGAAUCGAGCACUGCUGGUGAGAUUGAAAAAUUGUCAUAACUGUUGGUACAAGAGGUAAAGAUCAGAAUUUGAUUAUUACACUGUCAUAACUGAUGUUUUUAAAUUACAGCUUUGUGUUGUUUCAGUCAUGUACAUGGGAGAGUAUAUAUUUUAUGUUCACAUUAGGAAAGCUGAACUGCUGUAGGUACUUUUAAAAGAGCAUUCCCUGGAAAUAAUGUUAAACGCUGAAGGUUUAAUCCGUGCUUUUCCAAAUAAUCAGUAUUUAAAUUGCAUCACUUUCAUGAAGAUAUCCUUAUUAUAAAGGAGGAAAAUGUUUUUAGUUCACUGUAAUUUUGUCCUGGCUGUCAUUAUCGCCCGUUUAUUUCAAAUAUUUAUACACUUCAGGAAGGAGCUGGUAUAGAUUUUCUUUUCUUUUACCUUGACCCAAGGUGUGUAUUUUUUUUAAAAAAAGUUGGCCAGAGGAACGCUCAACUUCAAACACAAUCCUGAUGCAGCAGCUCCUGUUUUUGAUAAUUUUGUUAAUCUAUUGAAUGAGUAGUUCCUUCUGGUGAUCUUAAUUGUUGGAACAUGUUUGUGUCUGCGACUUUAAGGAAAGCAGAGGGACACAUUGCCACAGUUUUCAGUUAGGAAGAAUGUAAUUCUUGGCUAGGAUAAUGAACUUCAUUCACUUUUUACAAAAUUAAAAAUCAUACGAAACUUCAAUAAAUGAAUUUUCCAACA